GAAAGCCCAACACAUCUAUUUCAGUCAGACAGUCUUCUGGGUUUGUAAUAGUUUGACAGCAUGUGGUUCACGAUCAUACUACUUCAGCUUCUGCCUCACUGCACCCUCAGCGUUCACUGUCCCGUUGGGUGCGUGUGUGACAUUCGGGGCUAUGUAAAAUGCACCGGUGACAUCACCGCCAUACCGCCCCUUGACCCCACUACGACCUUCUUACUCCUGCUCAAUGACACACAAAUAAAACUUCUCCAAGAACGAAGCUUCCAGCCCUUCCACCUUCUGCUGCGAUUGAGGAUCACCCACAGCUCUCUGGACACCAUCCAUCCGGAAGCCUUCUAUGAUGCUCCACAGCUACGCUCCAUCAAAUUGUCAUCAAAUGCCCUGUCUGUCCUCCCACCCAAGGUCUUCAGCCAUCUGAGCAACCUGGAGCAGCUACAGCUAGAUAACAAUCAGAUCGUUUCCAUAAAUUCAGGAUUGUUUGAAGGGUUGCUUAAUCUUACCGAGCUGGACGUCAGCAAGAAUCACGUUUCCCAGCUGGACCCCGACGUCUUUCAGAGUUUGACCAAGCUGAAUAUCCUAAACUUGGCGGGGAACCGAUUGAGAAACCUUGCAGGGAACAUCUUCCACAACCUUACUCAACUUCAAACUCUGGUGCUCUCCUCCAACCAGCUGGAGACUCUUGAAAGCGGCUUAUUUGAUAGUCUAAACAAUCUAUUGGUCCUCAUGCUACACAAGAAUCAGAUUCGUGAGAUAGCUCCACAAAUUUUCUGGCAUAUGCCUGCUCUUAAGAAUCUUACAAUGUCAGGCAACAAACUCCAAUAUAUUCCACCCAGGAGCUUCUACUACCUACCCAAUCUGAUCCAACUCACCCUUUACAAAAACCCCCUGAUCACUUUACCCGAUCAGCUGGUGGGUCACAUGCCGCGACUCCAAGAACUUUACCUUUUCGAAACCAGCCUAGUCACCGUCCCCUGGAACCUUUUUGCAAACAUGACAGGCUUGACAAGCCUCAACUUACACUUGAAUGACAACCUGACGUCUCUACCCAAAGAUCUCUUCUGUUGCCUGCCCAAGCUAAACAAGCUCUCCAUAAAAAAUAACAAUCUUCUGGAGCUGCCUCCUGACAUCUUCUCAAGUUUGCCUGGCCUUCAAAUACUAUUGCUAAAUGAAAACAAGCUUUGGACUCUUCCGGAGCAAAUCUUUAGGCAUACACCACGUCUACGAAAGCUGGACCUAAACAACAAUCAUCUCAGGUAUCUAUCUGGAGAUGUUUUUCUACACGCUGGUACCUUGACGGUUCUCUCUUUGAGUGGCAACCGUUGGAACUGCGAUUGCAGAAUUAUGGGAAUCGUGGAAUGGAUUCAGGAAAACCCGACAAUCGUGAACGACUUGGAUAAAGGAGUAGCGUGCGUGGAACCGUAUCAAUUACAAGGUCGUCCGUUGCAGUCGUUGACCCAUGAAGAUCUUCAUUGUGGUCAGACAACCUACAUGCCCUCGACUUCUGUUGCCGCGAAAGUGACUUCAUCUCCGCCAACAUUGACAAUAGCAAGAGAAGACACAGGUACUUCAGGUACUUCAGGGACAGCUCCUGUGUCUACAUCUAUCCUGCCAUUUACUAGUACUUCUGCAGCAACCUCUUUGUUUUCUCCUACAGCUGAAGAAUCGUAUAUCAUAAAAAAGAUCGACUACAAUAACCAACUAGAGUUUUACAAUACGAUUGUCCUGGAAAUUGGACCUGAUAUUGUGCAUAACAAUCAUUAUAAUGGUUGGGUGUAUCUGUGGACUGUCCCGUCAACUGGUUUGUCCAGUGGCUUCAUGAUGGCUUUGCAUAUUGUUCUCUUGGUUGUUGGUGUAGUUAUUAUUGUCGCCAGCUGGUGUGCUUUGUAUCGGCUCCAUGAGGUGAUGGGGACAUUGGGGGAAGUUGCUUUAGAGGGUCACUAUCAUAGGAUCAUAACUAAAAGAUACAAAUUCUAAAGAGCAUGUCUUGAUUAAAAAAUGUAUUUUUUUGGUGCAGGUGGUCCAGUGGACUGGCUUGAAAAUUUCAGUCAUCUACAACUCCACAUUUUCUAGUAACUCACUGCACUUAAAAUUUUCAGUUGGCUCAUUGGUUCAUUUGAUGGUGAAAAAACUUGUGGCUUUUUUACGUUGCUAGCUGCUCACUUGAGGCAAUCGAACAAUUCAAUUGCAGCAGGAAAUUCAAGAGUCACUGGAAAUUUUUGAGUUGGAGAGGGUUUUGGUGUUACCGGAUCAUUUUUGCCUCUCUCUUUUCCUAGUUUCCUGUCUCUACGAAGCCAAAAAAGAGGUUAUUGUAUUUUCACCCAUUUGUGGACAUUGUAAUGUACUAAAUUACACUGUAUACAUGCAUAUAAAGUGGUAAAAAAAUGCAGUUUAUUAUUUGUAUAAAGACGAUUUUCUAAUUUUUAAUAUGUACUUGGUAAGUCUCACUUUUUCUUUUAAGGGGUACUUCAGGCAAAAAUGUUAAUUCUGUCAUCAUUUACUCACCCUCAUGUUAAACAUAUCUCAUCCCCCAUUGACACCCAUAGUAUUUAUUUUCCCUACUAUGGCAGUCAAUGGGGAGCGAGAUCUAUUUGGUUACAAUCAUUCGUUCAAAUAUCUUUCUCUGUGUUCAUCAGAACAAAGAAAUGUAUACAGAUUUGAAACAACUCAAGGGUGAGUAAAUUAUGACAGAAUAUAUAUUUUUUGGGGUGAACUGUCCCUUUAAAGUCAAAUUCAACCUAUAUACACUUUAGAAAAUACUGUGUUUAAGCCCAUGCGUGGGACAAGUAUUAGCUUUUUUAAGGGAUAUUUUAAACCAAUGUUUGUUUUAGUCCAUUCUCGACCCAACCAUGGGUUGAAAACAAAACAGCCUUUUUUAGUGCACUCUUUUAAUUUAUGUACCUCAUGAUUCAAGCUUAUUAUUUUUUAUUAUUGUGACCGAUUUGAUCGUUUGUUAUGUUUUAAUAGUUUGAUAAUAUUCGCUCAAAAUAAAAGCAUUUGCUCUUUCACUCCAAAUGCUUGUGCAUUUG
Messenger RNA from Triplophysa dalaica, 3023 nucleotides. RefSeq names its product platelet glycoprotein V. Lineage: Eukaryota; Metazoa; Chordata; Actinopteri; Cypriniformes; Nemacheilidae. The record is from RefSeq and is a predicted model, not a curated record. Gene Ontology annotation, cellular component: extracellular matrix. The transcript is spliced from 2 exons. Gene Ontology annotation, molecular function: protein binding. Bases 61 to 1971 code for a protein of 636 amino acids.